Messenger RNA from Rodentolepis nana, 2868 nucleotides. NCBI's taxonomy places the organism in Eukaryota, Metazoa, Platyhelminthes, Cestoda, Cyclophyllidea, Hymenolepididae. The record is from the annotation of a GenBank genome assembly.
AUGCCGGAUUCUAUCGGAAGUGCUAGCGGAACAAGCAGCAAUAGUAAUUUGGAAAAAUCCCAACUUCAAGAGAAUACUCCACCCGGUGAAACCAGUCGUAUAAUUUCAUCUGAUGAGUCUCAACAACAACAAACUCAAUCACAACCUUCUCAGACAACAGCACAAGGUCAAGGACAGCAACGAUUCAAUGGUGCCAGUGAGAGUUCGAACUCAACACCACCGAGUAACUCCACAAACGACGGUGCUUCAUCUUCCUCGCGUUAUCAUGGCAGCAGCAGCAGCAACACAAAUUACCCCACUUCAAGGUCAACUGACCCUCACCUCCAACCCAAUGCAAUGGGAUCUAACUUUCCUCAAGACGCUUCCUCUUCUGUAACCCCCUCAUCCACCCCUCAGCCCCAUCCCACUCCUCUGUAUUCCCCUAGGCCUCCUUCAUAUUCUAUGUCUAGUAACAGACCCCCAUCUCCUCCAGCUCAAAGUCGAUUGACCGUGGAUCCCAGGAUGCCCUCCCAUUCUAUGCAGCAACAACCUACAGCCCAAGGUGGUCAACAUUUUUCUGACCAAUCCUAUGCGCCACCGCCUCCACCUCCUCUAGCCUCGUCUCAACAGGCUAUCUACGAUCAUCCUCUCUAUCCUCUUCUAAUGCUGAUCUUUGAGAAAUGCGAGCUUGCCACUUGUACGCCCCGUGAUAGAAGCAACUCGAGGACGUCAGCAGAUGGACUUCAACAGAACCCAAUGUCUACCGGUGAACCCACUGUAUGGUCUUCUGUCUCCUUUGACAAUGAUAUUCUAGCCUUUGCUGAGAAUUUCGCUCGAAGUAACAAGUCCACUCGCAGUGGCGAUAGCGAGAUCGAUUCUCUGAUACUCCAAGCUAUUCGCGUCCUUCGAGUUCAUUUGAUUGAAAUUGAAAAGGUCCACGAGUUGUGUGACAACUUCUGCGAGCGUUACAUCGCAUUUUUGCGCAACAGAAUGCCGACAGAUCUGAUGGUAGAAGACCGAGAGUCGGCAGGAUCAACAGGGUCAGCAAAUAGCCCACAGGCACCUCCUCCAUCGUCACACGGGGGUCAGAUGCGACCUCCCUACCUGCCACCAAGCAUGGAUCUUCACGGUCCAUCGAAUGAUGCCUUCUCAUCUCCCUAUGCUGCCAUGUACUCAGAGGAUCCACAUAGGCGGUACCCAUCGGGCUACCCUGACCAAUCCGCCGCUCACCACCCAUUUUUCGAGAGCCAAGCUGCUGCGGCAGCAGCUGUGGCCUAUCAAGCGAGUAUGAUGGGUCAGUUGCGGCCCCCGUUUCAAUCAACAGAUGUUCUGCCCUCUUCAUCAAACCCCGCAUAUCCCACCUCAACACUUUUAGCUGAACACCAUCAGCUACACCAUCAACAAAUGGCUGGGGUUCCUUUUGGAAGUGGAGGAGGUGAUCGAGUGGGGAUGUAUAGCAAGAACAGUACCAAUGGAGGUGGAAACAUUCCAAUGAAUGCGGGAGGUGGUGGUGGGGGUUAUUCACAUCAUCACCACUCCCAUCAGCAACAUCACCUAGGAGACGCCCUAUCGAUCAAUACGUCCAUUGGAGGAAGUGAUCCAGUCUCAACAGCGGCCGCAGCAGCGGCGUCAGCAGCUGCUCAAUUCGGCUUGAAGCAUUCACCAGCACUGCCAGGCAGUGGAAGCAGUCGCAAAUCCUCGGACACUGAGGAUACCGCUCACGGAAGUCCCUCAAACCUCGAUGGGUCCAGAAGUGGCAGUCGGGGAGGGAUCAGUGUUCAUUCUCGAUCUGAAAGUGGCUUAACUCCCGCUUCUAUGCAUCUCAAUGGCACGGCUUCUCAUCAAUCCUCACGCUAUCAUCCGUCUUCGAUUGGACCCCACGACAUGAGCAGUGAAGCUGGCGAUGGCUUCGCAAAAUCUAUCGGAUCAGCAGAGAAUCUAGAUGACUUCGACGACGAUAAGUCUACAAAGCGCCAGAAAAAGCGAGGAAUCUUUCCCAAGGCUGCUACAAAUACUAUGAGGGCUUGGCUAUUCCAACACCUUUCUCAUCCAUAUCCAUCGGAAGAGCAAAAGAAACAAUUAUCCUCUGAGACAGGGUUAACGAUACUCCAGGUCAAUAACUGGUUCAUCAAUGCAAGACGGCGAAUUGUACAACCGAUGAUCGAUCAAUCAAACAGAUCAGGCCCUCUAGGAUAUUCAACUGACCCCCCUGGACGCGUUUCUUACAUGGAUAACCAACAUUUUGCCGCUUAUGGUCAACCAGAGUUUUCUCAAAAUUCAGGACUGUAUGCAGCUCUGGCAGCCGCAGCUGUGAGUGGUGGAAUGAUGGAUGGACGAGGUUUGAUGGGUACGACGUCAAGUCCGGAUUUGCCAGGACCCGUUAGCAACGGAGCCCCAACUGGUGACCCUUCCUCUUCUUACGCUCCUUCCUCCUACCGAUAUCCAUCACACUCAGGUUAUUCCGGGGGUCACCCAACCCCAGGAGCAUUCACAUCUUCCGGUCAGCCUUCAGUAGGUUCAAUGAGAGGUUCGCCAGUUUCUUCAGGAUACUCCCCACCUGCUCAAUUUCGUCCAACACAAAAUGGAUCAAUUAUAGGUGGGGGAUAUGGAAACUUUUACGGAGGUCAAGAAUCCCAGCAAAGUCAACACCUCAGGAGACAGACCUCUUUUGGUGGUGAUUUAGGAGUAAAUACUGCUACUAAUAAUGGACCUGCAGCAGCUGGUAGUAGUGAGAGUGGAGGAUCAUUCGGUAGUGGUGUGGGAAGUGCGAGUAGUGGCAGUGGAGCUGCAGAUGGAAAUGCCUCAGCAUUCGUGUCUCAGCAUCAUCACCAUCAUCACCAUCAGCAUUCUGACUCGGGGCCCUUACAACAGGAUAUUCACGCUACCUAG